This is a messenger RNA of Hydractinia symbiolongicarpus, 1729 nucleotides long. RefSeq lists its product as uncharacterized. Lineage: Eukaryota; Metazoa; Cnidaria; Hydrozoa; Anthoathecata; Hydractiniidae. Gene Ontology annotation, biological process: proteolysis. The record is from RefSeq and is a predicted model, not a curated record. The transcript has 10 exons. Bases 85 to 1584 code for a protein of 499 amino acids. Gene Ontology annotation, molecular function: zinc ion binding; metalloendopeptidase activity.
UAAAAGGGGAUUGAGAGGGAACCUAAACAACAGAACAUAUCGUACAUCCAGCUUUAAUCAUCUUUAGAAGGUUGCUAUACAAAAAUGAAUUUUCAAUUUCUUAUGUUCACAUUUCUCAUCGGUGUUGGAAGUGUAACCUGUCACUGGCAUGAUUCCGAUUACCUAGAUAAUAAUGCUUUUGAGCAGAAUUUAAAUAGUGAAAAUGAUGAGAAUGAUAACUAUAGAGUAGGUAAAAGUGAUGAAGCUAUAUCAAAUGACAGGUUCUUGAAUGAUGAAAAUGACUCUGAAGACACCAUAAACGAAAACCUUUCCAAGAAGCCGCAUGGACAAUAUACGGGAGAUCAUCUUGAUCAAGGAGAUAUUAUGUUUCAUAAAGGAGAAGAAAAAGCUGAAUUUGGAAUUGGCCCAGUUGGAGAUGAAGAAUCUUUAAACAAAGUUUCCCAUGAUGCUACAAUAUACAAACGUAAAAGGUGGAGUAUGCCUGUGCCUUACCAAAUAGAGAACAGCUUGGGUUCAAAGGCCAGAUCUGCAAUAGCCAAAGCAAUCGCCGAAUACAAAUUGAAAACCUGUAUUACUUUCCGUAAGAAAAGAUACGGAGAUACUAGCUACUUAUCUUUUUAUAAGGGAAAAGGAUGUUGGAGUUACGUUGGUCGCUCAGGUGGAAAACAACGAAUAUCUAUUGGAAAAGGAUGCGAACAUAAAAAGACGGCCAUUCACGAGAUUAUGCACGCUUUAGGUUUUUGGCAUGAACAAUCAAGAACAGACCGAGAUAAUUAUGUCACAAUUUUGCUUCAUAAUGUCCGAGAAGGGAAAAAACAUAAUUUUGCCAAGAAAUUGAAAAAAGAUGUCACGACAUUUGGACUACCUUAUGAUUACCGAUCAGUCAUGCAUUAUAAAAAAACUGCAUUUGGAAAAUAUGUAUCUGGAAAGAAACAGCAAACAAUUGUACGAAAAAACAAUCCAAGUCAGAAACUCGGUCAAUGCUCAUCAUGCGGAAUGUCAGAGACAGACGCUGAUCAAUUAAAUGCUAUGUACUGUUCAUUACCUAUCAAUCGCAGAAUAUUAAAAAGACAAAUGGCUCGUUUAUUGGGAAAUCAUGCAGGACAAUCAAACAAUCACUUCAGGCAUACUGUUCUAAAUCUUUUUAAAAAAGUUUACCCCAAAUACAAUUUCCUGGUGAACGCCUACAAUGCUGUGUCUGGCUACGCCACACAUGCUUAUAUUGGUAAUUGUGUUCACAUCUUUCGUUCGCAUAAGAAAAAUUUGGUGGUUUGUUAUUCUCGGAAAACAUCUAGAUUCCCAUCGCUGGCCAAACGAACUAAGAUUGCUUCAGCUGUUUUGACAAGUAUUACUAAAAAGAAGUGCAAUGCCAAAUGGGCACGCGACACAGCAUGGAAGAAAGCAAAAUCGUUUGGAUAUCCCAUUGCUGGCGUUGUAGUUGUGAGAUUUGGUUCUGGCUUGAGAUCAGCCUGGCAUGGUCCAACUUACUUCAAAAAUUUCAAAUGUCAUAAUUGUUCAGGAUGGUGGAUCGGCAAGCGAUGUACAAAUAAGCACCAUUCGAGUUUAGUCAUAUUGUUUGGAUAGGAAUUUUAUGACGAACUUCGCUUUAUUGCGAACUUUUCGGUGUUUACACUGAACGAUGAUGAGUCAUCACAUUAAGACUUUAGUCAAGAUGUAUUUUUUUACUUGUAUUUUAUAUAUUCUGCUAGAAAAAAUUCUAGACAAAAUG